GUAAUAUCGUAUAUGGGUUAUGACAUCGAUAAACAAGCCUACAACACGGAAGUAUCCUACUUUUUUAUACAAGUGGAGACAAUGGAGCCUUCUCGUUUUCGACCUGACUGGUCCAAAACGGUUCCUGAAUUGGACAAACGUCUUUGGCGCUUAAACAUUGGGCCAGAUGGAGGCGAAAGUUGGGAAUUUCUUACUAGCGAAGAGGAAGCAAAGUCGCGUCCGCUAAGCUUUGCAGAGAAAUAUUUCCUCGGUCUGGAUUUAGAAGAUGCGCCAAAUGUACAGCCCGCGAAGACACCUUUGGAAAGUGCUGUUCAUGGAUACGAGUUUUUUCGUCGUCUGCAACUGAAUGACGGACAUUGGGCUAGCCCUUAUGAAGGGCCGAUGUUUCUACUACCAGGUAUUGUUUUUUCGUUCUACAUUACACAAACUGCUUUCCCAAGAGGUUGGCCAGAAGAAAUUACUCAGUACUUGGUAAAUCAUACAAACGAUGACGGAGGUUGGGGAAUUCAUACGGAGGGUGCAUCUACAGUAUUUGGUACAUCCUUAAACUAUGCCGUACUUCGUAUUCUAGGCAUGAAGAAAGAUCAUCCAAUUGCUGUCAGAGCACGGGCCUGUCUUCAUAGACUCGGGGGUGCUAUUGCUAACCCACAUUGGGGAAAGCUUUGGUUAGCCACGCUCAACUGUUAUGACUGGAAUGGCAUGAACCCAAUUCCACCUGAAUUAUGGCUUCUACCAGAUUGGGUCCCGGUUCAUCCAGGAAGAUGGUGGUGCCAUGCCAGACAAGUUUAUUUACCAAUGGGUUAUUUAUAUGGGGAGCAGUUAUCUUGUCCUAUCAACGCCUUCAUACGUGAACUCCGUGAAGAGCUUUAUGUUGAUGAUUAUGAUUCUAUCGAUUUUUCCAAGCAUAGAAACACAGUAUAUGAAACUGAUUUGUGUCAUCCACAUACAACAGUUUUGAAUUCUUUGAACUGGUUAAUGGAUAAGUACUUUACUUUUGUUCGUCCUCAGUGGAUAAGAAAACUAGGGACAAAGAAAGCUUACCAAUUGAUUCAACUUGAAAACGAAAAUACAGAUUAUGCUUGUUUGGGUCCUGUGAAUGCCGCGUUGAAUACUCUGUGCGUUUACUAUCAGGAAGGACCAAGUAGCAAAGCAUUCCAAAAGAUUAUACGACGUUUACAUGAAUUUAUGUGGGUCCAGCCUGAGGGGAUGUUAAUGCGAGGAACAAACGGACUUCAAGUAUGGGAGGCAUCCUUUACAUUAAAUGCACUAGUUGAUUCCGGGUUAUGUGAGUCAAAGAUGUACCAAAAAGAUAUGAUCAGAGCUUUAGAGUUCUUGGAUAGGCAACAGAUACGAAAUGAAUAUGCGGGAAAAGGAUAUAGGCAUAAUAGCAAAGGUGCAUGGCCUUUUAGUAACAUUACACAAGGUUACACAGUUUCGGAUACAACAUCGGAGGCUUUGCGAGCAGUAUUAAAAGUGCAAUCUCUUCCUGAAUUUGGCAAACCAGUAAGCCUUUCUCGAUUAAGAGAAGCUGUUGACGUUCUAUUGCUGAUGCAAAAUAAAGACUUUGGAUUUGCUUCUUAUGAGCCGGCAAGAGCGUCUGAAUGGUUAGAACAGUUGAACCCCGCUGAAGUUUUUGGCAAGAUCAUGGUUGAAUACUCUUACCCUGAAUGUACAACAUCUGUGGUCCUUGCUUUACGAGCGUUUACUCUUUACGAUGAAUCUUACCGUCGUGAAGAAAUUGAGAAAACAAUUCGUAAUGCCUUAUCAUUUGUUAUUAAAUCUCAACGUCCCGAUGGUAGCUGGUAUGGUAGUUGGGCGAUUUGUUUUACUUAUGCAGCUAUGUUUGCAACCGAUUCCUUAGCUACGGUUGGUAGAUGUUAUGAGAAUUGUGAUGUACAAAGAAAGGCUUGCGAAUUUCUUUUGUCUAAACAAAGGCCGGAUGGAGGAUGGAGUGAAAGCUAUAUGGCAUGUCUCACUGAAAAUUACACAGAAACAGAAUCUAGCUUAGUAACGCAAACUAGCUGGGCUUUGCUAGCUUUGAUGCAUGCCAAGUACCCUCACAGAAAGCCAAUUGAAAAAGGGAUUCAAUUCAUUAUGAAAACACAAGCUAGCAAUGGAAGCUGGAAACAAAAUUCAAUUGAAGGAAUUUUCAACAAGUCGGUAGCUAUUGCUUACCCAAACUACAAGUUUUAUUUUUCUAUUCAUGCUCUAGGGUUAUUUGCAAGACAAUAUGGAAAUUAUAUUUCCGAGUAAAGAGUAAUACGCUCGAAUUUUUUCAGAUGAAUUCUCGGGUAAUUGAGAUCCUAAAAUCCGUUACGAUGAUCAAUAACAUGGUAAUGUUUAUUGUUUCGCCUCAACCCUUAUUAAUAUUUCUUAAGGCAAGUUGAUGAUCGGUACGAUUGAUAUGAAGUUUCAAUAUAACUACCUCAAUUUAUCGUCAUGAUAUAACUAGUUUUUUGUAAGCGAGCUAUAAAUCACGAAUUGAUAUCUUAUGUUUAACCAAGUGAUUAAGUUACUCGAGAGAUAUGAACGCUUUUCUAUUAUCAUACACUUCAACUAGUGAACACACUGAUGCUCAUAUAAAAUAUCAUUAACAUAUUACUUUGAAAGUUAGGCGUGCAUGCUUUGUCAGGUCUGCGUCACGCUUAUGGAAAACUUUGAUCGACUCUCAUUUACAAGUAAAGUUAUGUCUAGUACUAAUUACUAGAAUAAUACGAUGCAUAUAGAGUUUAUCUAAGUGAAGUAUACCUUUCCACCAGACAUUUAACAAUGGAAAAAAUAGGACAGAUGGUUCUGAAGACCAACGUAAAUACAUUCGCGAUACGUUUUUCAAAUACUAGAAAGAUUGCUUGAUACACUAAACACAGUCUUAGAAGUAUUCAUGAAAUAGUGGCGUAUGAUCAUGCUAAAAAAGAUUGCAACGCAGUUAAACUAGUAGAAUCUGGCGAGCUCUUGACUUUGAUGCUAUGGUUUCAACCGAUUUUCGUCGACGACUAGAAAGACUAUAUAAUGGUCGAGUAAAUUAUCUCUUUUAAUACUGAAAGCAACUGCACAUUCGUCGAUCAAAGUUAUGAAAUGUUUUUAAUGAAACGGAUAUUCAAUAUUAACUUUCCCAUCUAAACACAAAUUAUGGCUGGAUACCGCUUUAUUCUACGUGCAGAUUGCCGGGGAUAAGCAACAAUUUAUUUUUUAUUCUUUUUCAGGAAUAAAGAAAGAAAAUUAUCUAAAAGAAUUCUCUACAAUCAUGUCUGAUUUAUGAUCAAGCAAAUGCUGUACACUAUCUGAACAACUUUGUAUUAUUUUUUAAUCAUAUAUUUCCAUAACAGAAAAUAUCAUUAAUAUAGAAACUAGGCUGGUUAUAAGUGAAACAAUGAACUG
Messenger RNA from Schizosaccharomyces octosporus yFS286, 3378 nucleotides. RefSeq names its product lanosterol synthase Erg7. The record is from RefSeq and is a predicted model, not a curated record. Gene Ontology annotation, biological process: triterpenoid biosynthetic process; ergosterol biosynthetic process. NCBI's taxonomy places the organism in Eukaryota, Fungi, Ascomycota, Schizosaccharomycetes, Schizosaccharomycetales, Schizosaccharomycetaceae. Gene Ontology annotation, cellular component: lipid droplet. The transcript is spliced from 3 exons. Gene Ontology annotation, molecular function: lanosterol synthase activity. The coding region runs from base 13 to 2253 and encodes 746 amino acids.